Molecule: messenger RNA, 621 nt
Organism: Babesia ovata
Lineage: Eukaryota; Apicomplexa; Aconoidasida; Piroplasmida; Babesiidae
Exons: 1
Coding region: 1-621 (206 amino acids)
Source: RefSeq, a predicted model, not a curated record
AUGACGGACUAUCGGGGCCUGGUGAACCCUGAAGUGUGCUUCGAACGUGUGAAGAUUGGUGAGAAAUAUCUUGAGAAGAAUGAGCCUGAGCUUUCAGAUCCUGAGCAGUAUCAUGAUGGUCAGGAGGUGACAAAGAGUCUGCGGUUUGAACAUUUGAAUUCCGAGUGUCGCUUACAUUUGAAGAGACGACAGGAUGUAUUCCCGAAGCAACCACGCUGUCUGGACCAGGAACGGUACCAACCGGCGUACCAAUGGGUUCCGGGGCUCCAUCGUGGUUUGACCUAUCCUGUGGCAAAGAAGGCCCUGGACUGCCUGGAUCACCGUCACCAACAGCACCAUGCGACAAAGAGUUUUGACGUUGAAUACUUUGAGCCUGAGGAAGAUCAAUGCUUAAAGGGACAACAGGUUCAGCGACUUUGGAAACAGUGUCCCUUGAAUCCACAGCCAAACUUCCACCAGCGCUUGGCACCCCUAUCGCUCCAUUGGCUCCACCGCCACCUGGAGCAGAAUGCUGACCGGGUAUGUGUGGAUUGGAGUCUUGAUUGGGAGAUGAGUCUUGACUACUCUGUUGAAUAUGUCCAGAAGCGGCCGCCUGUGGACUCCGUUCCUGACCACCGGUAA